This is a messenger RNA of Bradysia coprophila, 2908 nucleotides long. RefSeq lists its product as uncharacterized. The record is from RefSeq and is a predicted model, not a curated record. NCBI's taxonomy places the organism in Eukaryota, Metazoa, Arthropoda, Insecta, Diptera, Sciaridae. Gene Ontology annotation, molecular function: protein tyrosine phosphatase activity. Gene Ontology annotation, biological process: protein dephosphorylation.
AAAUCAUCUGACAAUGUUUUCAAGUGGAUGAAGUGGAUAUACGUUGUUCGGUGCGUUAGUCAUUUCGGUUUUAGAUUAUCUUUUAAUCUGCGAAAAAAGUACGCCGUCAUCGUCUUAAAUUAUGUUUGCUGUAUACACAGACGACAAUAGUCUCAGAACAUAGAGCCAUGUGUACGACUAAUUCAACAAAAACUUAAGACAACAUCCUCAUGACUCGAAUGAUACCGGCGAAAACUUUUUUUCCGUUUGAACCAAUCCAAAUUAAUAUAUGCGCCAGACUUAAAUACCUCCACCAGUAACUGACUAUACGCUAUCCCAUAUAUCGAUGGCACAAAAUCAAGAACAUAUCAACAGGACGUCGAUAACGUCGGACAAUGUUAAUGCUAAUUGGAAUUUGGCGGGAUCGAAUGUUUCUUUGAACAAUCAACGACAGAGCUCGUCACGUUUGGAUAUGAUCAACAACAAUACCAGCGCAACCAAUCUUGACAAUGAACGGUUGAAAGCAUACCUACCAGGUUAUCGAUUGGCUCCGGACUAUGAAACUGCAAUUUCAAUUCAAAGACGACAUCGACAUCAGAAUGAACUGCACCACGUACAACGACAAUCCAGAGUCGCUUCAGAUCCACACAUAAACCUUUACGCAACGACAUCUCACCCGGAUGUUCGUCGAGAAACAGCAAUUACAGACGCAAUAUUCGGUCAACAGCUUCAGCCAGUACCUGAUUAUACGCGAAAUAUCAACAGUGUCUAUCGACAUCAACUCGACCCAAAUGUCAGUCUUUCACAACAGAUGCAAAUGAUGCAAAUCAAUAAGUAUGCACCGCCUUACCGGUUCAGUUCAACAUCAACGCCUGAUCUAGCAUUUGGAUCGCAUGGUGGUCAAUCUCAUCAGGCCUAUGUGUCCGGUUCCAGUCCAGACUUAUUAUCGACCAGGAUGUUUACCAAUUCGAUGCAACAACCAUCGAUUCCAUCGAACACAUUUCGUUGUCGAUACUCACAAAAUCACAUCCCGCAUGGAUCUUGCGACAGGUGUAUUUUUCCGGACAAUCAAACGAAAGCCACUAUUUUGCCACAACAAAUUCAAAAACCUUAUGACGGGACGUAUCGUGUAUCGAAUCUGCAACAAGGUUUUGUUGGCUCCUACAAUCAAUUGAGUGGAUCACGAGGAUCAAUUGAACCGAUUUAUGAAAACCCAGCGGCUGGAAGAGAGCGAGCUCGUGCUUCGAGUAUUCAGUCAACUACAGGAAUGCUGAAUUUAAAGCAACAGUAUCCGCGACAGCCAGUGCACACAAGUCGGACUCAAUUGAAUUCACCUGUGAUACUUCCGAAUUCACAGAGCCUUGAGUGCAUUUACCGACCUGCAAGGACGACUUCUGUCACACCCGGUGAACAAAGCCAAUUGCAUCAACGACACGUCCAAUUCGAAAAACUUAAUCGUGCACAGUCAGUAAAUGUUUUAGAUUCGUCCACAACAAUGGAGUCAGGAGCUAGUAGUUCAGAACAAAAUCAUUCCAAAGAGAAAAAGAGACGACGGUGGAAAUUCUGGGGAAGCAAAGGGAAGAGUUCAUCGAGUGAGAAAUCGAAAAAGGAAUCGUCCGGAUGGUACAAAAACAAAAGCAACAAAUAUUCGCCCACUAAAGAAGAGGAGAUUAAUUCACAAAAACGUUGGUCCAGUGGUCAGCCGCGGUUGCCAUUACCACCGACAAUGAUCAAAGAAAAUUUGUGUCAGACAUUGGAAUCAAAGCUUGCUGAUCCACAGCUGUACAUUGAGUUCGAACGUGUACCAAAACGAAAGGCCAAUGCCAAUUUCAGUUGUGCAUUGCUCGAUGAAAAUCGGAUUAGCAAUUCCGACCCGAAUUUUCUUCCACAAGACGACAAUCGGGUACGUUUGACCCCGACACUGGAAAAUCGUUCAGGAUAUUACAAUGCUUCGUACGUAACGGCUACAGUCGGUCCGAAGCAGAGAUUUUACAUUGCUGCACAAAGUCCUCACGCCGCACCCGCAUUGAGCACAUUCGUUCAGUGUGUGUGGGAAGCCGACGUUUAUCUUCUGGUUCAAUUGUCGGAUGAAAUGCAUUAUGUUCCAUCGACAUGUGAUAAAUGUUUGGAGUAUGGACAGUACCAAAUUUGGAAAGAAUUUUCGGAAGUAACCGACCGCGGCAUAACCAGUAAACUUCGUAUCUAUCAUACCAUUAGCCGAAGGUAUCGUUCCGUGUGGCAUUUAAAUUAUUGCGAAUGGGGCGAGCAAAACUGCCCGAAAAAUGUUAGUCAAUUUUUGGAUUUUCUGGAAGAACUGCGGUCAGUACGCUUAGCUAGCAAUAAUGAAGUACCGCCGGGCCAUAACACCAAUCCUCCAGUAAUGAUUCAUUGUAGUGACGGCAGCGGUCGGACUGGCGUUACAUUGCUAGCCGAUCUGUUAUUGUACACACUGGAACAUAAUCAGGAUCUGGACAUGCCACGCGUUUUGAGUUUGCUGCGUGAGCAACGAGACAAUAUUGUUCCAUCAUUAGCUCAAUACCGGUGGCUGUAUACAUUGUUGAUUAGCUACUUGAAACGAACGAGACUUAUUUAAUGCUUAGAGAAUUUAGAUCAAUUUACGGGGAUCUGGCGAUGUUCUUUUGGACCGCGAUUCCGAUGUAACUAUUUUUGCCAAACCGAACAAAAAGACGUUGUUACCAUUUAAGAGAGGGAAAGUUUAUUUUUUUUAUGUAAUUUAUAUUUCGAUGAUGUGUCCACUUUGAGAUAAAAAAAAUUUUGUUUUACGUAAAUUUCCGUUGUAAAAUUUGUAUACGACCGAAGUUCUGGCAGAGUUUUCUUUAUAAAAAAAGAAUUUUUUCUGUAAUGAACGAGAAAACGAAAUCGUCAUUCACACGACAAUUCUACCAAUAAAGAAAUUGUUCUAUUGAAA